AGAAGAAUUGAGAAACUCAAGACUGAAGUAUUUUUUUUCAUUUUCUUUCUUUCCUUCCUGUACAAAUUGCAGCAAGCUCCAGUGAAGAAGGAAUCUGCACACCCAGUCGAAAUCUGCACAGUUGUCUUAAAGGAAUUACUGAAGUCAGUUGGUCUGAUGCUUCAGGUGUGACUAGGUCAUGGAUGUAACAGUUUCAGGGCAACUUGGACAUAUUAAUGGAAAGCGUGUUUUGAAGGGAAGUUUUCGUGAGGACCUCUCGCUUUGCCCAGGUGAAUUCAUUGCUGCUUCAGUAUGCGUCUUUUCCUAGAUCCCACUCCAGGAGUUUUACUACAAUGUGGAAAUGGAUGCUGACCAGAGGUGUCUCUCCCUUGCCUCAUCUUGCUUGCUUCCUUGUGUUAUCCCUGGCCUGGUCGGUGUCCGCCAGCUGCCGUGGCGAGUCCGAAGAUGCGCUAACGCUGGAUGCUACAAAUUGCUCCUCGAGCCUGGAGCGCCACACGCGCAGCUACAACCACUUGCAGGGUGAUGUGCGGUGGCGGAGACUCUAUUCUGCCACUAAGUACUUCCUCAAGAUUGACAGAACAGGGAAGGUAAAUGGGACCAGAAAGAAGAACUGUCUGAACAGCAUAAUGGAGAUCAGGUCAGUUAAUGUUGGAGUAGUCGCAAUCAAAGCGGUCAACACUGGCUUUUACUUGGCCAUGAACAAGAAGGGAAAGCUAUACGGCACGGAAGAGUACAACAACAAUUGCAAGUUUAAGGAAAGGAUAGAAGAGAAUGGUUACAAUACCUACGCCUCACUGAAAUGGAAGCACAAAGGGCGACAAAUGUUCAUCUCAUUGAAUGGGAAAGGGUCCCCUCGCCGAGGACAUAAAACAAGGAGAAAACAUCUCUCAGCACACUUUCUACCUAUGAUGGUUCCUUAAAGGUCAGCUUGUGCCCACUAGCCCUGAAACUUAUAUCAUUACCAAGUCUUGCCACUUGAUGCUUCAAAAGAAAGAAAUGCACAUUUUCUUUUCUUUCUGUCGUGGAUCUCUUAUACUGAGCUAUUUUUUUUUCUGCGUAAAGCUUGUGGAGGCAACAGAGCAUAGACUGUUGUAAAUGUAGGUUUUACUGGGACCAUUUGCAGUGCCUCUUCUUCAGUAUAACCUUAGGACUUCUGUAGAGGAAAGGAAAACCCUUCAGUCACAAUAGACAAAAGAAGUGAAGCAGUAGGAUUUAAUGGAACAAUUUGGCCUUUUAAAAAAAGCCUGAAAGAAGCUGAUUUUUUUUUGACUCAGAGUGUGGACAAUGGA
Messenger RNA from Pristis pectinata (smalltooth sawfish), 1289 nucleotides. RefSeq names its product fibroblast growth factor 22 (gene fgf22). The transcript has 3 exons. Bases 333 to 920 code for a protein of 195 amino acids. The record is from RefSeq and is a predicted model, not a curated record. NCBI's taxonomy places the organism in Eukaryota, Metazoa, Chordata, Chondrichthyes, Rhinopristiformes, Pristidae. Gene Ontology annotation, cellular component: cytoplasm. Gene Ontology annotation, molecular function: growth factor activity; fibroblast growth factor receptor binding. Gene Ontology annotation, biological process: positive regulation of protein phosphorylation; regulation of cell migration; animal organ morphogenesis.